This is a messenger RNA of Morus notabilis, 3234 nucleotides long. Its product is annotated as protein IMPAIRED IN BABA-INDUCED STERILITY 1. Gene Ontology annotation, cellular component: nucleus; cyclin-dependent protein kinase holoenzyme complex. The coding region runs from base 592 to 2715 and encodes 707 amino acids. The record is from RefSeq and is a predicted model, not a curated record. Lineage: Eukaryota; Viridiplantae; Streptophyta; Magnoliopsida; Rosales; Moraceae. Gene Ontology annotation, molecular function: RNA polymerase II CTD heptapeptide repeat kinase activity; ATP binding; cyclin-dependent protein serine/threonine kinase activity. Gene Ontology annotation, biological process: positive regulation of transcription elongation by RNA polymerase II; protein phosphorylation. The transcript is spliced from 9 exons.
UGAAACCGCAUUAAAACCAAACGCCCCCUUCUUGUCCGCCAUCUCCCGCGAUUGUCGCACAACUUUAGAGAGAGAAAGAUAAACCGAAAAAGGAACAAUCGAAAAAAGGGAAAGUGAGAAAGUUUCUCUCUUUUUCUUUUCUAGAGAGAGAAAGAGAAGUGUGUACAUGAAAAUGGCAAAAAAGAAGAGCACAAGAUUGUUUCAACAUUGUAGACUUGAAUAAGUGGUGGUAUAAAAACCAAACCCCAUUUCCCAUUUCUCUCUGAUUCCGUCCAUUCUCGCUCUGCCACAAGAAAUCAGAGAGAGAGAGAGAGAGAGAGAGAGAGAGAGAGAGAGAGAGAGAGAGAGAGAGAAAGAGAGACCAUUUCUCUCUGAUUCCGUCCAUUCUCGCUCUGCCACACGAAAUUCAGAGAGAGAGAGAGAGAGACCAUUUCUCUCUGAUUCCGUCCAUUUUCGCUCUGCCACACGAAACUCAGAGAGAGAGAGAGAGGAGAAAUUGGAGAUUACCUAACUCGGUUUGGCUCGUUUCCCGAUCUGGGUCGGACCGGGGCAGCUCCGAAACCGCCGGGGUUUUAUGGUUCCGCCAUUAAAAUGGGUUGCGUGAGCUCCAAGCAAGCCGUGUCCGUGACGCCGGCGUUCGACCACUCCGGGGCUCUGAGGGACGGAAUCAGCAACAACGGGAAUUCGGGUCGGAGCCGGGUCGGAUCGGAGGUUUCCGAGAAGAGAAACGGCGGCGGGUCGGGGAGGAGGAAGGGGAAGGUGGGGAGUGGGAGUGAGUUGGUGGGGAGCGAGUUGGGUGAGUCGGGAAGAGCGAGUUCGAAUGUUAAUGUUAAUUGCAAUGGUAAUGGUAAUGGAGAGUCGUUGAGUUUUAGAUUAGGAAAUCUUCAGAAGUAUGUGGAGGGAGAGCAGGUGGCGGCGGGUUGGCCGGCGUGGCUCAGCGCCGUUGCUGGAGAGGCCAUCCAUGGAUGGGUCCCACUAAGAGCCGAUUCAUAUGAGAAGCUUGAGAAGAUUGGACAAGGUACGUACAGUACUGUAUUUCGGGCUAGAGACCUUGAGACCGGGAGGAUAGUUGCCUUGAAGAAGGUACGGUUCGACAAUUUUGAGCCUGAGAGUGUAAGGUUUAUGGCGAGAGAAAUCAUGAUUCUUCGCAGGCUUGAUCAUCCUAAUGUAAUCAAAUUGGAGGGCUUGAUCACUUCCAGACUAUCAUGUAGCUUAUACCUUGUGUUUGAGUAUAUGGAACAUGAUAUUACUGGACUCUUAUCUUGUCCUGAUAUCAAGUUCAGUGAAUCACAGAUUAAAUGCUACAUGAAGCAAUUGUUAUCUGGACUCGAGCACUGUCAUUCGCGAGGUGUAAUGCACAGGGACAUAAAGGGUUCGAAUCUUCUGGUGGGCAACAAUGGGAUUUUGAAGGUGGCUGAUUUUGGAUUGGCAAACUUCUGUAAUUUCGGGCACAGGCAGCCCCUAACGAGUCGCGUUGUGACGUUAUGGUACCGUCCUCCUGAGCUUUUGCUGGGGUCAACGGAUUAUGGAGCCGCUGUAGAUCUCUGGAGUGUUGGGUGUGUAUUUGCGGAACUGCUCAUGGGGAAACCUAUUCUUCAAGGGAGAACAGAGGUUGAACAAUUACACAAGAUUUUCAAGCUUUGUGGCUCCCCGCCGGAUGACUACUGGAAAAAGUCCAAACUACCCCAUGCAACUCUUUUCAAACCACAGCAACCUUAUGAUAGUUGUCUACAAGAGACUUUUAAAGAUUGUCCCACAACAAACGUAACCCUUCUCGAGACACUUCUUUCUGUCGAACCAUACAAACGCGGGACUGCCUCCUUGGCUCUUGCGUCUGAGUACUUUUCGACAAAGCCUUAUGCAUGUGAUCCGUCAAGCUUGCCGGUGUACCCACCUAGCAAAGAGAUUGAUGCUAAAAACCGGGAGGAGGCAAAGAGAAAGAAGAGCAGUGGGAGAGUUCGUGGGCCCGAAACAAGAAAGCCGACAAGAAAACCCGUUGUAAUCAGCAAAUUGGCACCAGCAGAGGACUUGGCAGCCCAAACUCAUGACUCGCGUAAAAGCAAUGGUUGUCAUAUACAUAUUCUCAAAGAUGAAAAUGGCAUCUCAUCCGGGGAGGUCGCAAAACCAUCAACUGAUAAAGAAGAAGAGGCCUUGCACAUAAAGAAUGAAUCUCAAGGAGACAUACCGUUUUCGGGCCCACUACAGGUUUCCACGUCAAGCGGCUUUGCAUGGGCUAAAAGACGAAAAGACGACGUGCCCACAAGAUCCCACACUCGAUCUAUAUCAAGAGGAAACAUUUUUAAUCCAGUAGAACCUUCGGUUGCGUUGCAUGCAAAGAAUAAUUUUGAUUUGAAAAGGCAUGAAAAUGGAGAUGUUAUGCACAGGGGAAGGACCGAGUCUAGAGGCCAUGAUUCGUACGAGAUUGCUAAGCUUGCAAUCCAGAAUCAAUGGGGCAAGUUUGAGCGUCCAGAUUCUUUUGAUGCUUCUGAUGUUUAUCACUCGCAGGAAUUGUCUUUGGCACUUUACCAGAGAGAAGGGCUGGGAGCUACUAAAAGUGAUCUGGGAUUUCAGGAUCAAGGAGAGAAAGUGGAAUUUUCUGGACCCUUGUUAUCCCAAUCAAACAGAAUCGACGAACUCUUAGAGAGACAUGAGCGCCAGAUAAGAAGGGCAGUUCGUAAAUCAUGGUUCCAUAGAGGUAAGAAGUUUGGAAAAUAGUUUGUUUGACAUGCUUCGUCUCGAAGGAACUUGGGUGGAGAACAGGCCUGCCUCUCUGACAGUGCUCAGAUUUUACAAGCGUUUGACGAAUUGAUUCCCGGGGUCGUCGCCAAUCCGGCUGCUAUAAACUAAUAGUAGUUGACAAAGUGAGAAUCUCCGGCACAAACUCGGUGAAGAAGAGACAUCAAGAAGCAACAAUAAGAACAGCAUAGUGAAAUUCAAAGGUUCGAGUCCUGGGAGAGAAAACAAGAAUAGUAUCAUAGUGUCAUAGAUUGAUGAUGAUUAUGGGAAUUUUCUUUCUUUUAUCUAUGAUUGAUCAUUUCCCUUUCUCUUGUUUAACGUUUGCUUCUUUAGCUAUUGAGGUGUUUAGUACCAUCCGGCAAUGUAUAUAUACAGAUCAAUGGGGAUUAGAUUAUGAAGCAAAGGCCUUGUAUAUUCUUUUUUAAGGUUUCAUAAUGAUUAAUGCAUUAGGUUUUUCCUCAUAAUUUCCUCUGUUUCUUUUAAGUUUCUUGGACAAUU